UUCUUGGAUUUUUUUUUUAUUAUUAUUAUUGUCCGCCAUCACGUUUUCAAUAAUUUCCCUAUUGUUGUUUAAUUCAUUUAUUGACUUUUAUCGAGGUGUUCUCGCGAGAUUUAGUAGAACGAGAGGACGCAUGGCGCUGCGCAUGCUGUGAAUAAAGGACAAACAACCAGUCAUUCUCAUACUUGCAGACUUUUUGAAAAGAUUUCAUUGUCAAACUACAAGUUAUGGAGGACCCUUCAAAAUUUGAGCGAUAUGUGUACAAAAAUGCUUCGGUUUACCAUUAUAUGAAGAUAUCUCUAGUUUUGGAAGAUGGAAACAAAUAUAUUACUGAUGCACAGUUCAAACAAUUGAUCAUCUGUGGACUUAAAGACCUGUACGGAGAGGUUGGAGCUUCUUUUCCAUUUGAUUUGCUUAAGUAUGAUCAGAACAAACUGACCGGGAUACUGAGAGUGUACAACAGCGGGCUAGUGAAAUUGUGGAGUGCAUUAACGUUACUGGGAUCAUAUCAGAAUGAGGCUUGUGCAUUCAGAGUCCUGCAGGUGUCGCCGUUUUUACUAGCAUUGUCUGGGAAUAGCCGUGAGCUGCAGUUUGGAGACCAAUUGACACUGUGAGGUGGGCCUACAAAAAAAUACCUUGGAAAAAAUGACAUUUUUUCUCAGAAGAAUUAUAUUCAGCAGGAAUAUAUACCAUUUUUUCAACUCCGCAUUGACAGUUCCUGCAUCCCUGACAGUAGGGCACAGGUCGCUUUACGUGGGUGAACGGGCCUCGCUAAACAAAACAUUCAGUGCCAGAGAUGUCGCACUUUUUGCUGAGCUGACGGGGGACACAAAUCCUCUCCACCUCGACCCCGAAUAUGCCAAAACAACCUCUUUCGAGUCCCCCAUUAUUCACAGAGCGCUGAUUAAUGGUCUGAUCUCAGCAGUUUUGGGGACCAAGCUGCCCGGCAAAGGCUGCGUGUUUCUCUACCAGGAAAUACGCUUUCCGGCACCCCUCUACAUCGGAGAGGAGGUUGUGGCGGAAGCGGAGGUCAAAAAAAUUAAAAUGUCCUUCGCUUUUAUUUCUGUUUCCUGCUCUGUCAAAGACAAGGUGGUCAUGGAGGGAGAGGUCAUGGUCAUGAUGCCACAAGACGCACAACAAUCAUGAGGAAUCUGAAUGAAUGCUGUUGUUCAGUUUUUUUAUGUGCUCCCAGGAAUUAAAUGGUCUUUCUUGCUUAUUUUUGUUCUCCUGAAAUGUUACACUCAUUCAGAGUUGAAAUAUUCCUUGUUUCCUGUUUUCUGAGAAGCUGUUUGAAUAAAAAAUAGUGUCU
Molecule: messenger RNA, 1306 nt
Organism: Carassius auratus (goldfish)
Lineage: Eukaryota; Metazoa; Chordata; Actinopteri; Cypriniformes; Cyprinidae
Product: ribonuclease P protein subunit p14-like
Exons: 6
Coding region: 225-611 (128 amino acids)
Biological process (GO): tRNA 5'-leader removal
Cellular component (GO): multimeric ribonuclease P complex; nucleolus
Molecular function (GO): ribonuclease P RNA binding
Source: RefSeq, a predicted model, not a curated record